AUGAAUAGACAAAUGAAGAUUAUUGUUCUUCAUACAAAGCCCAACAUAAUUGACACAAUAUAUGUAAGUAAAAUUACAGUUACACGAUUUAAACAUUUUUACUUAGCUUUAAAAUAUGAACCAACAUUUCGUGAAGUGAUGCCAAGAAUUGAUUAUUUUCAGGCGUUUCAGGACGAAACGAACAAUAAGAUAUUAGAUUAA
Messenger RNA from Clunio marinus, 201 nucleotides. The record is from the annotation of a GenBank genome assembly. Lineage: Eukaryota; Metazoa; Arthropoda; Insecta; Diptera; Chironomidae.